UGCGGUGAACUAUAUGGGUUCAGCAUACAUUAUGGAUAGCAUCACUUGUUGUUGUUGACCCCCUCGGUCCAAUCCUGGUUCCGCCCUCCACCAGCCGGCAGCUUACAAGUUGGAUUGUUGGAGUAAUUAAAUCUGUAGCGGCCGGCAAGCGGCCUUUCAUGGCUGACCUUUCCUGCCCAAGGAGAAGCUAAGCUUAGCGCAAGUACGGCACGGCACCGCGAGGCAGCAGUAUGUUCCGAGCCGCGUGGAGUGUUCUCCUUCUCGGGGGCAAGAGCUCGGCCAUGUCCGCCGCCGUCAGCCGCUUCUCCGCGGCGGCCGCCUCGCAGAGGCUGGCCGGAAAGGUGGCGGUGAUCACUGGCGGCGCAAGCGGCAUCGGCAAGGCGACGGCCGCCGAGUUCGUCAGGAACGGCGCGAGGGUCGUCCUCGCCGACGUCCAGGACGACCUUGGCCACGCCGCCGCCGCGGACCUCGGCGCGGACGCAGUGGUCUACACCCGCUGCGACGUCACCGACGAGGCGCAGGUCGCUGCCGCUGUAGACCUCGCCGUCGCGCGCCACGGCCGCCUCGACAUCGUCUUCAACAACGCCGGGAUCGGCGGCAACCUGGCGCCGGUCCCCGUGGGCGCCCUGGACAUGGACGACUUCGACCGCGUCAUGGCGGUCAACGCCCGCGCGGUGGUGGCCGGCGUCAAGCACGCCGCGCGCGUCAUGGUGCCCCGCCGCGCCGGCAGCAUCAUCUGCACGGCUAGCACCGCGGGCGUGGUGGGCGGCGUGGCGCUGGCGCCGUACAGCGUGUCCAAGGCCGCCAUGGUCGGGCUGGUGCGCGCCGUGGCCGGCGAGCUGGCGCGCUCUGGCGUGCGGGUCAACGCCAUCUCGCCCAACUACAUCCCGACGCCGCUGGUGAUGGCCGCCAUGGCCGAGUGGUACCCCGGGAUGGGCGUCGAGGAGCGCAGGCGGGUCGUGGAGAGGGACAUGAACGAGAUGGACGGGCCGGUGCUGGAGGUGGAGGACGUGGCGCGGGCGGCGUUGUACCUCGCGUCCGACGAGUCCAAGUACGUCAACGGCCACAACCUCGUCGUCGACGGCGGGUUCACGGUGGGGAAGGCGCCCAACAUGCCGAAACCUGCACAGUGAACUCGUUGCCAAGAGAGAUGACAUCAUGCAUGGCUUCGCUUGUUCGUCUCUGAUUUGUUCUUCCCGUUAUUGGGAUUGGAAAACAUGGUUCGCUCCGGUCCUUCAUUGUUAACGGCUUGUCGUCCAUAAAAUUACUCUGUGUCCUCCAUUGGUCCAUAAUGUUCCAAAUGUAUUUUUGUAAUAACACAUAAUAACGAGCAUUUUCCAUAAAUUUUAUGAGUGAUAUAUUAUCCAUAAAUAAA
Messenger RNA from Panicum virgatum (switchgrass), 1375 nucleotides. Its product is annotated as momilactone A synthase-like. Gene Ontology annotation, molecular function: oxidoreductase activity. The record is from RefSeq and is a predicted model, not a curated record. The transcript has 2 exons. Bases 231 to 1133 code for a protein of 300 amino acids. NCBI's taxonomy places the organism in Eukaryota, Viridiplantae, Streptophyta, Magnoliopsida, Poales, Poaceae.